Messenger RNA from Nakaseomyces glabratus, 1041 nucleotides. It is a transcript of the gene JNM1, whose product is annotated as Jnm1p. Gene Ontology annotation, cellular component: cytoplasm; dynactin complex. The record is from RefSeq and is a predicted model, not a curated record. Gene Ontology annotation, biological process: mitotic spindle organization. Lineage: Eukaryota; Fungi; Ascomycota; Saccharomycetes; Saccharomycetales; Saccharomycetaceae.
AUGGUGGUGAUUGAUAUAAGCACGGAGGAUGAUAUAAAAAGACUGCGAUGGGAACCCCGCGAAGAGCCCACAGUGUUUGAGUCAUCGAUCAACCAGAAGUACUUAAGUGAAGAUAUCAAUGAGUUAGAAGAAAUUCCACUAUCAACAAUUGAGCAUAAUGAAUCUGUCAGUGCGGAUGUGCAUCACUUCCAUGUACCGCCGAUAUUGGAAGCCAGAAAGUUACUUUCGACACAGCUUGAGAGAGAGCACGAUUAUAAAGACGCCAAGAAAGACGAAUUAGAAGAGAUAAGAGACAGGUUAGAUGGUUUAAAAUUUAAGAAGGAAUAUACUAAAGGAGGAUAUGACAAUGAACUAGGUAAAGUUCUCCAGGUUCUGAAAGUACUGGAUGUGGAGAGGAUAGACAACAGAGACAAGUUUUUAAAGCAUAUCGUUGAUACUAAAUCUGAUAUAGAGAAGGAAGAUAUGAGUAUUAAUAUUUCAUUGAAUUCUGUCAAAAUGAACAACUUCAUCGAAUUGGAGAACAGACUUGAUAGACUGGAAAAAAUAGUUGGGAAUCGAGGAAUCGAUUCUUCUGUAUCCUCUUUGGCUCAUGAAAUCAACAGCAUAUACAAGAAGAUUCUGUUAAUAGAUGAUCAGAAUUGUAUGAGUGACUUCUCUGAGAAGUUUAGCAAGUUAAAAAAGGAAUAUGAAGACAGUUUAAUUGGGAAGCAAUCUAAACAGGAUCAAGAAGUACACGAAGAAUUAAAAGCGAAAUUUGUAGGUGAUGAUACUAGAUUAACCUAUUUGAUGAAGAUGUACAGAUUACUAGAUGAAUAUACGGAGCAUUUCCCAACCUUAGUGAAAAGAUUGGAGAGUUAUAACGACAUUGACAAUAAAGUACGGCACAGCUAUAACAUAUGUUUAGAAUUAAAGACCAGGGUGUCAAAGUUAACCGAGCAACAAAACAAUUGGAUGGUAAUGCUGGACAAGUUGGAGCAGAAAAUGGAAGAGCAAGACAAUCUUAUUAUGGAUAAGUUGAAUGAGAUUGAGCGAAGAUUAUAA